Molecule: messenger RNA, 3121 nt
Organism: Coffea arabica (coffee)
Lineage: Eukaryota; Viridiplantae; Streptophyta; Magnoliopsida; Gentianales; Rubiaceae
Product: protein BLISTER
Biological process (GO): regulation of growth
Source: RefSeq, a predicted model, not a curated record
UUAAGAAAUGGAGAGAGAACAGGAGAUCUGCUCGAACAAAUAAACCGAAAAAGGAAAAAGAAAAAGGAACUCUCUCUCUCCGAUCAGAUCGGAUUCGAAAAUUUCACGGUUUUUACCCUUUUGCCAGAAUUCUGAUUUCAAAAUUUUGAAAUCUUUGGGUGAAAAUUCGACCGUUUUUCUGUUCAAAAGAACAAUUUAUUUUUCGGAAUUUACUCGUACCUGAAUGUAUUUGUAUAUACACAUUUGAUUUGAUCGUCGUGGUAAUAUUUGAAACUAGGGUUGCUCUCAAAUUCAAGGUUUUUGAUAGGGAUAUAGAAGGGGGAAGGUGGAAGUGGUAAGGGGAAGAUUUUUGGAAUUGAAGAAUUUGAAUGGCGUCGGCGCAGGUUAUGAGAAAGCAAGACCAUUUGGAAGCUGGAAAAAGAAAGCUAGAGGAGUUCCGUAAAAAAAAAGCUGCUGAAAGGUCCAAAAAGACUACCUCUGUUACCCAAAUUAACACCUCUGAUGGGGGGUCCCAUGAGAAGCAACUUUCGGAUUCUGAACGUGUACGGCUUGUUGAUUCUGAUGUAGCUGGUACAUCUGAUGCAGUUGGAGCAGCUGUUUCAGAACCUUCUGGUGUAGUAAUUAACAAAGAUAGCAAAGAAACUGAGGCAUCCCAGAAAAGUAGCUUUACUUUUUCUCAUGAUGAAAGUGCAAACCUUCCUCCUGUAAAUGAAUUUGCAGUUAACACUUUUGUACCAUUGCAUUCUCAGUCAUCAGACAAAGAAUUUAGAGGUGAUGACACUUCACAACUUAAUGCGGAUUAUGGCCCACAAAACAAAAAAGGAAUUGAUGGAGCCUUAGACAGCACAUCAUCUGGAGUUGCAAUAGAUCAAACUUUUGCUCUUCAUCUGCCAUCUGAGAACAUUGGCAGUACUUCAAGACCCUUUGGUUAUGAUGGGUUGUAUGAUACCUUGUCUAGUAACAGUGAUAGUUACUUGAAAGAUCUCUCAGUAACUAAUUCUAAAAGGUCUCAUUCUUUCACUGCAAAUGGCUUUCCUGAGGAUUCUGGAACUGUUUUUCUACCUGAAAACUCAGGUUAUGGGAAUCACAUGUUUAGCAACCAUAUGUCCUCAUCUUUUGGAGUGGAGAAGAUGGGCGCUUAUGACUAUAAUAAUUUCAUGGUUUCUGGUCUAGGAGAGAGCAAGUUUAAUAGCGGCUCAGCUCAGUUGUCUGGUGCCAAUAAUUUAUCUCCAUGGAGCUCAUCAAAUUAUAGGCAACAAACUCUAUCCUCAGAAACUAAUGUCAGGAGGUCUCGUCCAUCUUUCCUUGAUUCCAUCAAUAUAUCACGAGGUCCUUCUGCAUCGCCUCCUAUGUCUGGACCAAAGGUUGAGCUACUUGGUUCAAAAGUACACCCAGAGGACACUUUAAGCUCGUAUCCUGCACAGAACUCAACACAAUCUUCCGUUGCUUUGGGUAAUGGGGCGGACAUGUUCAAGCAAGUUAUGGACAAAGGCUUGGAUAAUAGACAAGAGCUUUAUCCACGGAAACAAGAUGAAGAUUUUGCUGCGCUAGAACAGCAUAUUGAAGAUUUAACACAAGAGAAAUUUUCUUUGCAACGUGCGCUUGAUGCUUCACGAGCUUUGGCAGAGUCCUUGGCUGCUGAAAAUUCAGCUCUUACAGAUAACUAUAAUCAACAGGGAAGUGCUGUGAACCAACUAAAAUCUGACAUGGAGAAGUUACAAGAGGAAAUUAGAGCCAAUCUGGUGGAGCUGGAAGCUGUGAGAAUAGAAUAUGGAAACGCACAAUUGGAAUGUAAUGCAGCAGAUGAGCGUGCCAGGUUAUUGGCAUCUGAAGUUAUAGGGUUGGAAGAGAAGGCUCUUCGAUUGAGGUCUAAUGAGCUAAAACUGGAGAGACAGCUGGAGGAGUCACAAGCUGAAAUUUCUUCUUUCAAGAAGAAAAUGUCAAGCCUUGAGAAGGACCGUCAGGAUCUGCAAUCGACGAUUGCUGCAUUACAAGAAGAAAAGAAACUGUUGCAGUCCAAGCUACGAAAAGCAUCUGGAAGUGGUAAGGCUGUUGAGGUUAGCAAGAGCCCAACUAGUAAGAAAGAUGUUUCAACCUCGACAGAAGAUCUUGGUGAAAACCACGACGUAGAUACCAGCACCAGCACUUCUAAUAUGGAAGGCAAUCAUGGAAAUGAUUCUUCCAGCAUUCCACUUCUGCAUGAUAACAGGGAUUUCAACCUUCAAGAUUUAUCUUUGGCUAUUCCUCCUGACCAGACAAGAAUGAUUGAGAACAUUAACACAUUAAUUUCAGAGUUAACCUUGGAAAAAGAAGAGUUGGCACAAGCCUUGUUUGUUGAAUCGUCUCAAAGCUCUAAGCUUAAGGACUUGAAUAAGGAGUUAACUCGAAAACUUGAAGUUCAAACUCAAAGAUUAGAGCUUUUGACUGCCCAGAGUAUGGUGAAUGACGUUAUCCCAGUAAGACAACCUGAUACUCGUACAGUGAACGAUAAUAUUCCAUAUGCAGAUGAAGGAGAUGAGGUGGUGGAAAGGGUAUUGGGAUGGAUUAUGAAGCUCUUUCCUGGAGGGCCAUCAAGGCGGCGAAGUAGCAAGCUACUUUGACUUUCCAGUGGACACUUUCUUAGUUGGGGCUUCUAGCAGAUGUGUUUUGGUUCAAACACAAUCAAAUUUUUGUACAAGAUGACGGUUGCAGUUGUAUAUUGUGAGUGACCGAUAUAGUCCAUUCUUUUGUCUCAGAAAGACAAUGGUGUUGUUGGUAAUAUUGGGAAAUGCUAUUGUCACUUCUUGAAAGAGUUGGCAAUAAAGAUAGACGCUCAUUUUAAAUCUACAGAUGGGUCUAUGAAAAGCUAUUGGGUGCAUCGAUUGUGAACCACAAGGUAAACAUUUGAAACAGGUGUUAGAAAGAUAGAUGUUAGUGCAGGAACGUGAGAUUGUAUCAUAAUUUUGUUACAGUUGAAAAGGAAGAAAGGCAAAUGUACUUGGUUCUUUUGGAGAAAGUGACUUGUAUUCUUUAUUCUUCCAGUUACAGUUCUAUUUGUAGUUUGUUACACUUACUGAAAGAUUAAAUGCCAAUAUAUGAAAGAAAGAACAUUUGAGAAUUUCAGAUCUCCUUAGAGAUCUUA